AAAUGAUAUUUCAUAAUACAUAAAAUCAGACAACUAGUCCAUUGUGUGAUUGUCAGUUCACUGAAACAUGUCUGAUAUCUAAACAAUUCAAGUCACAAUGAAGAGAUCUAAUAAAAAUAUUUUUAAUUCAUCACAUUGAGAUUGAUACAGAAGGCGAUGUUUUGCUCCUUUUAAAAAAUAAAAAAAAUCCUAAAUUAGCUAUAUUUGUGCUUGAUUUUAAUUACAUUUAUACAUUUUGGUUUGUGUCUGUUUACAGUUAAUUAGAAUCUACAUACAUAAUAUAUGGUCACUUUUUUUUAUGUAGCACCGUUAAGAUUGGCAUUGCGAAUUAACUGGUUUAAAUAUUAAAGUUAAGAUCCUACAGUGUUAUUUAUGGUGUGAAUUUCCUGGAAUAUGUUAAUUGUUAUGGAUAAGACCCUGCAAUAUUAUGUAAAAUAUAUAUUUACCUGACUAGAUUAAAUAGUAACAAAUGUAUGUAUCAAAUAAUCUGAGUAAUUUCGAAAUACUAGGUUAACACUUCAAAAUUUUAAAAUAAGUCUAUUAGUCGUGCAGUGGGGACAUUUGUAAUGUUCCAGCAGCAAAUUGGAUUAUUAGUGCAGUUAUAGUUAGUGCAAAAAUGUAGGAAGAACAGUUGAGAAAAUAAAAAUGCACAAGAAAUAUAAGAACGACUGAUUUUGUACAGAUUCUUCCAUAUGUAAACGUUCAAAUGUUGCAUAUUUCCACUGAAUGAGGAAAGUGAUGAUAUGACAGGCACAGACUCUUCCAUGAGUCAGAAAUACUGAUGUUGCACACAUUAUUGUAUAUGCAGCAUACAUUAUAUUGUACACAUUUUUAUAUGUAGACAUAAAAUAUAUUGUGCAGGAAAAACUCACCGUAUCCAAAGUUUUCCUGUGAAUAAGCAUAAUUACGACCUAAUAUGUUAAGAAAAGUUUGGGUGAAAUAUGUUGAAACUUAUUCUAAAUGCUUAAAGUGCUUCUAUUUUCACCUUUUAAAACGUUAUAUUCAUAAAACUUCACAUUAAAAGUACUGUGCUUCAGUUCAUGUAUUGCGCAUGCGCCGGCGACUUUCUCCGUUGCCGGGGGUAACUAUCCGCUCCUGAGACACUCUUUGGUUGUUUACCUGUUAGCCACCAAACAUUUACCUCAAAGGUUUAAAAGUUUAAAAAACAAAAAACGCAGCUUAACGUCUGUUGUUAUAAACUCAAGGUUUGCUUUAAAGUUCGACACAAACGGCAGCAUCGAGCUGACGGACACACGGCGGCUGUUUGGGUGUUUUUUAGCAGAAGUAAGGAAGCUAACGGGAGGCUAGCUCCGUCGGCGAGUUCACCCGAGUGCACUUCGAGCGGCUGCCCAGAUCGGAGGUCACCUGGACAGCUGUGACGGUCCUCUGGGACGAUGGCGAACCCUCUGAGGUCUGAAGUGGUUCGACUCUACAAGAAUCUCCUCUACCUCGGACGGGAGUAUCCCAAAGGUGCCGACUACUUCAGGGACCGUCUGAGAGCUGCGUUCACUAAAAACAAGUCGGUUCAGGACCCGGAGCAGAUCAAGGCGAUGAUCGCUCGAGGGGAGUUUGUGGCCCGAGAGCUGGAGGCGCUUUACUACCUGAGGAAAUACAGAGCCAUGAAGAAACGCUACUACGAGGACUGAGUGGAAAUGAUGAAACACGAGACGGAAGGAAAGAGAGCCUGGUUAUUUAUUGGAAAUAUAACUCAGCGACACUGAGCAGCAGACCACCACCGCCGUCCUCCCAAAACACCACAGCAGCUUCAGAGUUUUAUCGUUUUAUUCCUGAAGUCAGAUCGUCACUGAGGACAACAUUUAAAUAAAAGCAUUAAAAACAAAAACAUAAAAACAAAGACAA
Molecule: messenger RNA, 1860 nt
Organism: Amphiprion ocellaris (clown anemonefish)
Lineage: Eukaryota; Metazoa; Chordata; Actinopteri; Pomacentridae
Gene: lyrm5b
Product: LYR motif containing 5b
Exons: 3
Coding region: 1395-1646 (83 amino acids)
Biological process (GO): respiratory electron transport chain
Cellular component (GO): mitochondrion
Source: RefSeq, a predicted model, not a curated record